AUGCUUGGGCUAAUUUUGCUUCACACACUGCUAGUGAAUGUCACUAUACUUGAUCUUAGAAAUAACAGAUUGUCUGGGAAUAUCCCGGACUUCACCAACGCUCAUAACAUCCGUGGUAUUCCUCAUGGGUUGUGUGCUCUAAAAGAUAUCCACCUUCUCGAUCUUGCUAACAAUGUUUUAAAAGGCUCUAUAUCUCCAUGUCUUGGCAAUUUAUCAUUUGGUUUGGAAGAAGUGUAUAGAUCAGAUGCUUAUGAUUUCUUCAUUGGUCUCUCCUACCCUGAGAGCUUCAUUCCUUCUAGGAUGGCAAACACAAAUAGUCUUGGUGUUUAUUUCAGUUUUCUGCUUGUGCUAGAUAAAUUUGGUCAGAAUUAUGCUGCAGGUGGACAGACAAAAAUUGAAUUCGCAACAAAACACCGAUAUGAUGCUUAUGCGGGUAGAAACCUCUUAGACCUUGCUGGAUUGGAUCUUUCACAGAAUAAGCUAAGCGGUGAGAUCCCAACUAAGCUUGGAGGUCUUCUGGAACUACAUGCUCUCAAUCUUUCUCAUAACAAGUUAUCAGGAGGGAUACAAAAAAGCUUUUCAGGUCUGAAGAGUUUAGAAAGCCUUGAUCUGUCUUUCAACAGGUUACAAGGAGAGAUCCCACGAGUACUAGCAGUGCUGAGCAGCCUAGCUGUGUUCAAUGUUUCAUACAACAACUUAUCAGGAGUCAUUCCACAGGGAAGACAGUCUAAUACCUUUGACAUUCGAAGUUACUUAGGUAAUCCUCUUCUCUGUGGGAAACCAACCAACGUAAGUAGUGAUGGCAAUAACUUUCAAUACCCGGGCGAUAAUGAAGUGGAAUCUGUUGAAUCCACAAGUGACAUCGUAUCUUUCUACUGGAGUCUCACUGUAGCUUAUGUGACAAUACUUCUAGGGAUACUUGCAUCACUCUCUUUUGAUUCUUCUUGGAGCAGAGCUUGGUUCAACAUGGUUGAUGCUUUCAUCCACAAGGUGAGGAACUUUUGA
Molecule: messenger RNA, 1005 nt
Organism: Eruca vesicaria subsp. sativa (arugula)
Lineage: Eukaryota; Viridiplantae; Streptophyta; Magnoliopsida; Brassicales; Brassicaceae
Source: the annotation of a GenBank genome assembly